This is a messenger RNA of Amoebophrya sp. A120, 949 nucleotides long. NCBI's taxonomy places the organism in Eukaryota, Dinophyceae, Syndiniales, Amoebophryaceae. The record is from the annotation of a GenBank genome assembly.
UCAGGCUUCAGCAGUAGCAGCUCCAUCAGCUCCCUAUCGAUUUUUUUUCAAUUUACGUCAUGCACUUAAGCUGAAAGAAGUUGCGCAACCAGCUCUAUGCCGCUGUGGUUGUAUCUGUAUGACUGCCACUGUUUGGAUUUUGUUCAUUCAGUUUCAUCAAAUUAUUUUUGUGAAUAAAAAAUAUUCACGUCGCAAAGACCGUACAUGAGCGUUCGUGCAAGAUGAGGAGCGACUUGUUGCAGUGCUGCCUUUUUCCGGCGGUACUCUAUUACCUGCAAUCAAUAUCAGUUGUUGCCAGAGCGCGCAGUAUUUUCAGAGACUCUCCGCCAGUUCCUGCUCAUGCAGAACAAGCCUCCUCCUCGUCCUCUACAGCUGCACCUCCGACCCAACAGCGUAUGGGGGCGAGAGCGCAUCUCAAAACGACCAUGAUGUUACCGGAUGAUGAGGAGCCUGAAGUACUGUACCCGCGAAGAGAUGACCAGCGUCAAAAAGUAGACCGAAGCGGUGGAAUGAACUUUUUCCUGCCCAAUCCUCGCCGGCCCUUCACCGCAAAGGAGUGGCGACUGUUACGUUUUCGGCUCACGAACCAAGAAUAUGAUGGUGGGCCGACCCUGUUGAAAGAGCAAGCCUGCGUCAUUUGCUUGAAGGAAAAUAUCGUCGGAGGAGAGCACAAUGACCCUGGAAAUCCGAAUGAAAUAGAGGGCACAGUAGAUGGGAAGUGUAGCUGUAACCCUAAUAACUACAAGGGAGAUGAAACAACAAACGGGAAAGCUGGAGAUUUAGAUGGUCAACCUCAACGUUUCGGUGCAGCCGGCCCACCAACAAAUCCAACUACACCUGCUGUCGCACCAGUUUCCUCCGCCUCGUUCCCCUCGAAUGAGGCCCCGACAGCUCGAAAAAAAUCCGUGUCGGUCUACCCCUGUGGGCACGUAGUUUGCCCGGCCUGUGC